GAUUAAAAUAAGAUUCAUUGAAAAAUCCAUAACUUGAUUUACGUCUUUGCUAAAUAACACUGGAAAUUCAAUUGAAAUCCUUGAAGCAAUAUUUAGAAAAAAUGAAGUUUCUUAUAAUUUUUGGCGUACCGUUAGUUCUUGUGUCACUAAACAAAAUGUUUUGUAGUCACUGCACGUCAUUUACAAAUACUAUGAAAAACUCUGCAAUGACAUUUAUCAAAAGAUAUAAAAACUUCAGAAACACUGAAAUCAUAUGUUGCUGAUUCCUCACAUGUGCGGAUUAUACGAUACAUAGUGUAUUUAGUGUACUUUGAUUUGCGAAGCAGAAUAUUCCUCUUCCAAGGAGAGUUACAUAAUAAUUAAAAAAAGUGUAAAAAUAUGUUCAAUAAUUCGAGUCCUCUCGUGCCAAAGUCUCCAGUAGGUCCAACUCCACCAAUAAAGGACAUAUCCUGGGACGAUGCCACUUGGAUUAUGACAAGUUCUUUUAUUAUUUUUACUAUGCAAUCAGGUUUCGGUUUGCUGGAGUCAGGCUACGUCAGCAGGAAGAACGAAGUAAACAUCAUGGUGAAAAAUGCCAUUGACGUCAUCUUCGGCGGCUUCGGUUAUUGGCUCUUCGGCUAUGCUUUUUCAUUUGGAGAUGCCUACGGAUCGAAUUUUUUCAUAGGUGUCGGUGGUUUCUUCCUGGAUGCAUCUGAAGCAGAAAUGGGAGUAGUGUUUUCUACUUAUAUUUUCCAGUUGUCUUUCGCAACCACGGCGACCACCAUCGUUUCGGGAGCUAUGGCAGAGAGGUGCAAUUUCUUGGCUUAUUGUCUCUUUUCUUUCUUCAACACAGUCAUCUUUUCUCUGCCAGCAGGGUGGGUCUGGACUAGCCGGGGCUUUCUGAGAGCACUGAAUGUAGUAGACAUAGCAGGCUGCUCCGCAGUUCAUCUUGUGGGAGGAGCGUCUGCCCUGGUGGCGGCCAUUAUGCUCAAGCCUCGUCUGGGGCGUUAUGACAAUGGCAAUGCAGUCAACUUGUCUCUAGGCUCUCCAACCAACGCCUUGGUGGGGAUGUUCAUGCUAUGGUGGGGUUGGCUUGGUUUUAAUUGUGGAAGCACAUUUGGAGUUUCUGGUCACAAAUGGAAGUAUGCAGCAAGAUCUGCCAUAGUUACCAUCAACUCUUCAGUAGGCGGUGGCAUUGCUGCUUUAGUUUUCAGCUAUUUUAUACAUCGCAAGAAAUUUCUCGUCACUUAUCUCAUAAACGGCAUAUUAGCGUCUCUUGUAGCAAUCACAGGUGGAUGUGCCCUUUUCCAUCCUUGGGAAGCCCUUAUUGUAGGUGCCAUCGGUUCCUUGCUAGCCAACUGCACUGUCCCGCUGCUAGACAAGUUGCAUAUUGAUGAUCCAGUGGGUGCCAUUGCUGUACAUGGUGCUGGAUCUGUAUGGGGAAUGCUAGCUGUAGGACUCUUUGUUGAAGAAGAUAAUCUAAUGCAUCUGAGCAAUCAUUUGACAGGCCUCUUCAGAGGAGGAGGUUGGACAUUGUUAGGGGUGCAACUUCUGGCUGUUAUAGUUGUCACGGCCUGGAGCAUGAUCACAACAUUUGGAUUGCUAUUCACUAUCAACAAAUUCGUGCCCAUCAGAAUGACACCGGAAGAAGAAAAAGCUGGAGCAGACCUUGUAGAACAUAACAUCAACUAUAACUUUGACCCCACAUCAAAUCAUUUCCCAAAGCUGGACUUAGCUACCAUCAACAGCAUCAAACUCUGCAUUCAGUCAACAUCUCAGAUACCACAACAAAGGCCUAAGCCUCCAGACAGACUAAAUUCUAGCACACAAACAGAGAGUUUUUCUCCGAUAAAACAUUAUCCUUCAACAGACACAACCUCUUUGACUUCAGUUUAUGUACCUAAAGAAACAGUAGUAGCGAUCAAUAAUGACCGCGAAGUCUUAACAGCUUGGAUGUCAGAUGACGAGAAAACUGCUAUAUCAAGACGGCUUCCUUAAUAUAAAAGUAGCCUUAUUUUGAAGCAAAAAAUAUGUCACUUAGUGUA
This is a messenger RNA of Stegodyphus dumicola, 2024 nucleotides long. RefSeq names its product putative ammonium transporter 3. Gene Ontology annotation, molecular function: ammonium channel activity. Gene Ontology annotation, biological process: ammonium transmembrane transport; ammonium homeostasis. NCBI's taxonomy places the organism in Eukaryota, Metazoa, Arthropoda, Arachnida, Araneae, Eresidae. The record is from RefSeq and is a predicted model, not a curated record. Gene Ontology annotation, cellular component: plasma membrane.